AUGGAUGGUCCUGUCUUCGCUGCAAAGAUUACAGUCUAUGAUGGGGGCGGUGCGCUCCUCCACGAGCUUGACACCAAGGAUUGGAAGCCUUACCGAACGCCUCUCACUGUGCCCAAGAAUCCGUUGCGGUACGAUGUGAAAUUCGAGUUCUUGGACGGGGAGGCGAAGAAGAAGCGCCAGGAAAAGCUUCCUGCGGGGCUGCCUUUUGACAUUCGCGUCACAGCAGAUCCAGCAACGACUUGGUCGACAUGA
Messenger RNA from Thyridium curvatum, 252 nucleotides. RefSeq lists its product as uncharacterized. NCBI's taxonomy places the organism in Eukaryota, Fungi, Ascomycota, Sordariomycetes, Thyridiales, Thyridiaceae. Bases 1 to 252 code for a protein of 83 amino acids. The record is from RefSeq and is a predicted model, not a curated record. The transcript has a single exon.